UUCGACACCCAAUCCAGAGCCAGCUGCAAAGCUAUCCAGGCAGACAAUUACUCCAAGAAUGAAGCCAGAAAAAGAGACGGAGCGCCCCCCCUUGAUUCCCAUUAAAGGGAUUCCCAUGGUCAAGUACUUUGCUGAGAUCUGGAGUGAGGUGGAACCCUUUGAGCCGCAUCCAGAUGAUUUGCUCAUCUCCACGUAUCCCAAGUCUGGAACCACCUGGAUCAGUGAAGUUAUAGACAUGAUCCUUAAUGAGGGUGAUAUGGAGAAAUGCAAACGAAAUCCCAUUUAUGCUCGAGUCCCUUUUUUGGAGUUUAAAGCACCAAAAGUCCCCUCAGGUAUUGAGCUACUGAAAAAAUCACUCCCCCCACGUAUGAUUAAAACCCACCUUCCCAUCCAAUUGCUCCCUGAAGGUUUCUGGAACAAGAAUUGCAAGAUGAUUUAUGUGGCCAGAAAUGCCAAAGACGUAGCUGUCUCAUAUUAUUACUUCUACCAAAUGGCAAAAGUGCUCCCUGAUCCUGGAACCUGGAAUGAAUUCCUGGAAUCAUUUAUGGCUGGAAACGUCUCUUAUGGCUCCUGGUACGACCAUGUCAAAGGCUGGUGGGACAAGAGGAAGGAACAAAGGAUGCUCUACCUCUUCUAUGAAGACAUGAUAGAGGAUCCACGAAGGGAGAUCCGGAAGAUCAUGGAAUUCCUGGAGAGGCCCCGUAAUGACCAGCUGGUGGAGAAGGUUGCCCACCAGACCUCCUUCAAAGAGAUGAAGCAGAAUGAUAUGGCCAACUAUAAGACCAUUCCCACCACAGUCAUGGACCACACCAUCUCCCCUUUCAUGAGGAAAGGUGAGCUGGGCAGAGAGCUGGAUGGGUGUAGGUGGGAUUGCUAUAGUGCGAAUAUGAUAAAGUUUACUAUCAUAACCCUGCUGACCAUUCUGCUAUUUCAGAGCUCUGCCUCCUAACCCGGAAGGGGUGAAACAGGCCUCAAUGUUUCUCCUUAUCUCAAAUGCAACCUCUGGGCUGGGAGAGAGGAGGCAGCCAUCAUCUUCCUCCGAGCUCAAAGACUCCUAGUUGUUUGGAGAAACAAAGAGGAGGGCCAGCUUUGGAAAACCAGGCCCUGCUGUUGAAGGUCAUGUCUUCAGUUGAUGGCAGGGGAGAAGCAGGAAAGUGAGGAAUUCUUUAUUCCCUCUUCCCUCAAGAGUUACAGCUCUUUCUUUAAGUAGCUGUUUUAUAACCCUUUGCCUUAAGGUUGCUAAUCUGCAGGUUUGGUAUAGAGUCCUUUCAGAAUUGCAACUGACCUUCAGAGCACAGAGAUGAAUUCCCCUGGAGAAAAUGGCAGCUUUGGAGGGCAGAUUCUGUCACAUCACAUCCUUGCUGAGCCCCACCUCUCUUCCCUCCCCAAGCUCUGCCCCCAGUUCUCCAGGAACUUCCCAGCCUGGAGUUGGCAGCCCUGUUUGGUCUUGUUCCUCUUUAGUCACUGCUGUCUUGUCUCUUCCCUUCAGGAAUCAUCGGUGACUGGAAGAACCUUUUCACAGUGGCUCAAAAUGAGAUUUUCGAUGAGCAUUACAAGAAGCAGAUGGAAGGAACAACUCUCCAUUUCCAGACAGAGAUCUGAAUGCUUUGUCUGGGCUGUUACUCCACCAUCUUAUCAACAGCAAGAUGGUGGUACUGCUAGCUUCUUUAAAUCUGCCCACUCAGGUGCCCAUCUGAUGAUUCAAUAUUCAGCUAAGAUGUUGGAGAACCAAAAAAAAAACAGAAACCAUGAUUCCUGGAUCUCUCACAUUCAGCUGCCUCUGAACACUCAGAAUUCCUACUGUGAAGACAAACAUACAUUGCUUAAGUACUGAGCCUUCGUGGAUCUUCAUUGUAGAGGUGCAAUGAAUAAGCCUCUAGAGGGCUUAGUGCUGUGAUAGCAAAAAGAGUGUUUUGCAUAGAAGCUUUAUUUAGUGUGGGAUGAAACUUGCUAUGUUUGUGUCAUGUACGCAUGCGUUUGCUGUCACCAGGCAGAGUAAGUACGAUGAUUUAUAGGUUGAUGUUGGGGAAUGCUGUGAUGUCAUAGAACUAAUAAAAGCAGUGCAGAGGUGCGAAGGAGGAGUUACAUUCCCCACGCAAAUCUCCAGUGCACUUGGAACUCCUCUCAA
Messenger RNA from Heteronotia binoei (common prickly gecko), 2128 nucleotides. Its product is annotated as sulfotransferase 1A1-like. The transcript is spliced from 7 exons. Gene Ontology annotation, molecular function: sulfotransferase activity. Lineage: Eukaryota; Metazoa; Chordata; Lepidosauria; Squamata; Gekkonidae. Gene Ontology annotation, biological process: sulfation. The coding region runs from base 59 to 949 and encodes 296 amino acids. The record is from RefSeq and is a predicted model, not a curated record. Gene Ontology annotation, cellular component: cytoplasm.